UCAAGGAUAAUAUAUAAAUUUGAAUCUGCAUAUGUCUUCAUAGGUAUUUGAUAUUGAUUAUACUCCACUGCCUGCUCUAGUCUGCAGGUAUGUAUCGGUGCUAUUUAUUCAGCAAGAGGAAAACUCAGAAAUGUCAGGCUUCCAUUAAAAAGGUUUGCAUCCUUCAAGCACACUUCACCUGAGAAAUCUCACAUCAGCAACUCCUGAUCAUUCUGAAACAUGCUUGAGAAAAUUCCUGCUAACAAGCUUCUGAAGGACAAUUGAGUGCAAUCAAACUGAAGGGUAGUUCAUGCCAUGUCUUCCCUUUAGUCUGAGACAGCUAACUUCUCAUUAAAGGCCCGGUUAAUAAAACCAUGCAAGAUCAUCUUCCAGGUUUUCUGCACAUGCCUGAGCAAGCAAAGCCUUCAAAAACAACCGUAAUCUGGAAACAAACCCUGCUUCCAUCUGGUUUUCCACCUGGUCUGGAAUACUUAAGACAGUUGGAUCAGAUCAUUAUUCACCAGCAAGUGGAGCUUCUUCAAGUUAUACUCGGAACUGAAACCUGCAGUAAAUAUGAGAUAAAAAAUCACAUGGGGCAAAGAGUUUAUUAUGCUGUGGAAGAAAAUGGUUUCUUUGAUCGGAACUUCUGUGCACCAUUACGGUCUUUCACCAUAAGAAUCACAGACAAUACUGGUCAAGAGGUGAUAACUGUGAACAGACCUUUAAGAUGUAGUAGCUGUUUGUUUCCAUGCUAUCUUCAACAGUUAGAAGUUCAGUCACCUCCUGGAACCACAAUUGGCUACGUUGUGCAGAAAUGGGACCCCCUGCUACCAAUAUUUACAAUCCGGAAUGGGAAUAAUGAAGAUGUGUUGAAGAUCACAGGUCCUUACAUCACAUGCGGUUGCUUUGGAGAUGUUGAUUUUGAGGUAAAAUCUUUAAAUGAUAUGUCAACUAUUGGCAAGAUUUCUAAGUAUUGGUCUGGAUUUGUCAAUAACAUAUUUACUAAUACAGCCAACUUCGGCAUUCAGAUUCCUGUGGACCUUGAUGUAAAAAUCAAAGCUGUGAUGAUUGGUGCUUGCUUUCUCCUAGACUUAAUGUUCUUUGAGAAUUCCUUGGAUGGAUUGUAACAAGCAAGAUGAUAGGAAUAAUAAAAUAUGCAAACGACAUUUCACGGUCCCUUGAGCACUGGAUAUUACUUUUGAACUAUACAAUCUGAUUUUUUUUUUGUAAGGGGAGGGGGCAGUAAUCAUGAUUAUUACACUAUAACUUAUGUAAAUAAUUGUUUUCUUCUUUUAAUUGUGGGGUGGUUGUUAACUAUUUUACUGUGAGUGUGUUCAACAUUGCUUUGGAGCGGCUGCAAUUCUCUUUGGGUUCCUUUGAUGUUAUUGCAUUAGAAAACAUGAAAGAUUAGAACUCAGACGAGCAGCCCCACUGAUGAAAAGCUUUGAUUCACAACCCCCUUUGAAGUUUUGCAAGUGUUGGCCCCAGCUAUUAGCAAAAGAGAGAGCGAGAGUUUUAUUUCCUUAUAUCCCAAGAAGCUUCAGAUUUAGAGUUCAAUUAACAGUAACUAACAGAGACAUCAUCUACUGGGAAAGUUUAAGACAGUGAUCUCUUGGGACAAUGGUGGAUGAUGGUAUAAAUUGCUCAAAUUUAAGGGAUGCAUAAACAAUACAGUAUCUUUUUAAAGAUCUACAUUGACAAGCUUGGAUUCCCCCCCACCCCAUGCAAUAUGUGAAGAAGUAUAACGCAUGAAAUGCAAUACAUAAAAUGCACAAGAUGGCAAGGAUAUUUGAUUGACAAUUGUGACUCUGAAAUUUAUUUCUUAUUUAUUAAAUUUCUACUCUGCUCAUCAUACUUGCAUGCUUCUGGUGGUUUACAGACAAAUAUACGCUUCCUUUGACAUUGUUAUUCUAUCUGCACAUAAGAAUAGCCAUGCAGAACAAGCUCAGGCUUAUCUUCUUCCAAUAUUUUGUUGAUCACUACAAUGGUCUGUAGGAAUAUCCUUUGGAGACAGGAGGAGGAAAGACCAGGGCCAUAGUCAGAUAAGAUACAUUUCAGCCCACAGAAGGAACAGGGUGUGGAAAGCAUCUCAGAGGGGACCCUCCCUAGUUCCCUGCAAAGUAAAGGCAAGGGGGUAGAGAGAUGCUUUAACAUUAACAUGAUUUUGUUUCUGUAACCUUACAAUAAAGGUAGCGUUACUAC
Molecule: messenger RNA, 2181 nt
Organism: Pantherophis guttatus
Lineage: Eukaryota; Metazoa; Chordata; Lepidosauria; Squamata; Colubridae
Product: phospholipid scramblase family member 5
Biological process (GO): plasma membrane phospholipid scrambling
Cellular component (GO): plasma membrane
Molecular function (GO): phospholipid scramblase activity
Source: RefSeq, a predicted model, not a curated record